AUGAACGGCGCAACACCACGUUUCUGGGCAGGCCCCCUCCGGUACUGCCGCUGGGCCGCGCGCGAGCGGCCGGGGCUCUUCUGGGCCGUAGCAAUCGGGGCGAUGGGGCCUGUGACGCUGGUGACGGUGCCGCCGAUCCGGCGGAUGAUUGGGGACGAGGACGCAGCGCCGAUUCCGCUUACUUAUCCUGUUCCCUCCGGGCCGAGAAAGAAAUUGACGGGGUAUGACGAUGAUACGGAAUGA
Molecule: messenger RNA, 243 nt
Organism: Chaetomium strumarium
Lineage: Eukaryota; Fungi; Ascomycota; Sordariomycetes; Sordariales; Chaetomiaceae
Exons: 2
Coding region: 1-243 (80 amino acids)
Source: RefSeq, a predicted model, not a curated record